AUGGGAAGUUCUGGUGGAACGCUUAUCUUGUGGAAUAAAGAUUUGGUGGAAGUCAAGGACUCUCUUGUGGGGGAUUACACUCUAUCAGUUCAUCGUAUUAAUAAGCAUGAUGGUUUUGAGUGGGUCUUAACAAAUGUAUAUGGACCUAAUAAACCUCAUGAAAGAGCUGAUUUUUGGGAUGAAUUAGACAACAUCUGCAGAUUUUGGGACCUCCCUUGGUGCUUAGGAGGUGACUUUAAUGUCAUAACCAAAUGUGAUGAGAAAAAGGGCUGCAAUAAGAUCACUAAGAGCAUGGAGAAUUUUUGUGAUUUUAUCUUACAACACAACCUCAUUGAUCUUCCUCUCAAGGGUGCUAGAUAUACUUGGUCUAAUGGUCAAGUUAAUCCUGUCAUGUGGAGUUCUAGUACAAUUCUUUGGUGCAAAUUAAAAGAUUUAAAAGAGAAGCUGAAAGAGUGGAACAAGCUUACUUUUGGUCACACAAACACAAAGUUGAAUCAUUUGUUGUCAGAGAUUCAUGACCUGGACUUAUUAGCUGAAGAUACUUCUUUGUCUGAAAUUCAGUUGCAGGAUCUGGUAAACUGUAAAAAAGACUUUAAAAAAGUCACAACUAUGGAGGAGGUCUCAUGGAGGAUAAAGUCUAAAACCAAAUGGCUGCAAGAAGGUGAUAAAAACACUUCUUUCUUCAUCAGUAAAGCAAGUGCAAGAAGAAGAUACAACAGGAUCAUGCAGCUUUACAUUGAUGGCACUUUGGUGGAUGAUAGACUGAAGUUGCCGGAGCACAUUUUGAGUUUUUAUAAAACUUUGUUUACAGAAGAAGAAAUUAUUAGACCUGCCUUAGAAGGUAUUAAUUUUGAUAGCAUAAACUCCAUUGAAUCUGGUAUUUUAGAUUCGAACUUUACAGAGGAAGAAGCUUUUCAAGCAAUCAAAGAUUUGGGACACGAUAAGGCACCUGGUCCAGAUGGUUUUCCUGUCAUGUUCUUUCAUAAAUGUUGGGCCUUCAUUAAAGCUGAUAUCAUAGAAUGA
Molecule: messenger RNA, 1023 nt
Organism: Papaver somniferum (opium poppy)
Lineage: Eukaryota; Viridiplantae; Streptophyta; Magnoliopsida; Ranunculales; Papaveraceae
Exons: 2
Coding region: 1-1023 (340 amino acids)
Source: RefSeq, a predicted model, not a curated record